Messenger RNA from Merops nubicus (carmine bee-eater), 975 nucleotides. RefSeq names its product transport and golgi organization 2 homolog (Drosophila) (gene TANGO2). The record is from RefSeq and is a predicted model, not a curated record. Gene Ontology annotation, cellular component: Golgi apparatus. NCBI's taxonomy places the organism in Eukaryota, Metazoa, Chordata, Aves, Coraciiformes, Meropidae. Gene Ontology annotation, biological process: protein secretion; Golgi organization. The coding region runs from base 68 to 898 and encodes 276 amino acids. The transcript has 8 exons.
AGGCUAUUGCAGAAUGACCUUGCAUUGAGCCUUUGUGGAAGAAGCAAGUUUAAACUUCAGUUCUUCAAUGUGCAUCCUUCUGUUCAAAUUUGACCCCCGACCAGUUUCAAAAAAUGCAUACAGGCUUAUUCUAGCAGCUAACAGAGAUGAAUUUUACCACAGACCAUCCAAAUCUGCAGAUUUUUGGGACAGCAGCAAUGAGAUCCUUAGUGGUCUGGAUAUGGAGGAAGGAAAAGAAGGUGGGACAUGGCUGGGAAUCAGUAAGAAAGGCAAGAUGGCAGCCCUGACAAACUAUAUGCAGCCAAAGAUCGAUAAACAUGCAAAAGGAAGAGGUGCUCUUGUAACAAACUUCUUGACUGCAGAUCUGGAUAGCUACUCUUACCUGAAGAAAGUUUCAGUAGAAGGACAUCUUUACAAUGGAUUUAAUUUAUUAGCAGCUGACUUGAAUACUACCAAAGGAGAUGUAAUUUGCUACUAUGGAAACAAAGGAGAACCAGAACCUGUUUUCCUAAAUCCUGGAAUAUAUGGAUUGAGUAAUUCUUUGUUGGAUACACCGUGGAAGAAACUUCAAUAUGGGAAGCAGCUUUUCACAGAUGUGGUCAAGAGAAGUCAAGACCUUACCAAAGAAGACUUGGUGCAGGAGCUUCUGACAGUGAUGAAUAAUCAAGAGCCUCAAUUGCCAGACCCUGCAAUUGAAGACCAAGGGCAGGAUUAUAUACGUCCUAUCCUGAACAAGUAUGCAGCUGUAUGUGUUCGUUGCCCAGGUUAUGGAACAAGGACCAACACGGUCGUGCUCAUCGACGCGGAGGGCCGGGUGACUUUCACAGAGCGCAACAUGGUCGAUGCAGAUGUCAACCAGUGGAAAACGAGCACCUAUGAAUUCAAACUGCACACUUAGCUUCCCAGCCGAUAGGUUCCCAAUCAUAGCAACGAGAGCACAAGCCAUUAAGCUCUACUAAAUGUUUUGUGCCAGCC